Molecule: messenger RNA, 2199 nt
Organism: Felis catus (domestic cat)
Lineage: Eukaryota; Metazoa; Chordata; Mammalia; Carnivora; Felidae
Gene: LRG1
Product: leucine rich alpha-2-glycoprotein 1
Exons: 2
Coding region: 325-1587 (420 amino acids)
Molecular function (GO): protein binding
Source: RefSeq, a predicted model, not a curated record
CCUGCCCAUGGUGGGCAGAGCUGGAUUCCAGGCAGUUCCAUCUGAUGCACGGAGGUCACGGGGCGAGAUGUAGACCCACGGGCUGGAACAGAGCGACAGGCUCUAACUGUGGACAGACUCGCUGUCACUCACACUUGCUACAGCAGUGCUCCAUGGGCCACACAGAGAGCGGGAGGCCCACCAACGCCUCCCGACCAACACCCCACCAGAGGCCUGCUGGAGGGACCGCGAGGGGCAGAAGCCCAGCCCUGGGAGGAUCACGGUGCCGCCUGUAAACCACCCCACCCCAGGGCCAAAUGCCUGCUCCGAUCUGCACAAAGCUGGAUGCGUUUUCCGUGUUCAGGGUUCCCUUUGGAGCCCCGGGUUGCCCUCGAGCACUAUCUAUGGAGCAAGAUAGAGCUGGACACAGCAAGUAACCUUGUUUGGCCGGCGCUGGGCAGAAAGGGCAGAAAGUUUCCCAGAGGGGACAACUUGGGAAAGUCGGAGAAAGUGUCACGGGCAAGGGAGCAUCGGAGCCGGGGCUUCGCAGGACAAGUAGGAGUUCGCUGCCCCGGCCUUCAACAUAUGGAGCCGGGGAGCCCCGGAGGCCUGGACUCCCGGCUUUCUAGAACGCUGCUCCUGCUGCUGCUGUCUACGGCCUCCGCCCGGGAGGUCACCCCCAACCGUGCCGCCUGCGUGGUGUCCCAUGCGGUCAACGGCACCUCCGUCUCCUGCCACCCCCCGGCCCAAAUCCCCCGCCGCUUCCCAGCCGACACCGUCUACCUGGUGGUGGAGUUCUUCAACCUCACGCGGCUGCCAGACGACACCCUCGGGGGCCUCGCUCGCCUCCAGGAACUGCACCUGUCCAACAACCAGCUGGAGAGCCUCUCGCCCACGUUCCUGCUGCCCGCACCUCUGCUUCGGGUGCUGGAUCUAACCCGCAACCGCCUGGCCCGCCUGCCCCCCGGCCUCUUCCGGGCCUUGGCUGCUCUCCACACCCUGGUGCUGAAGGAAAACCAUCUGGAGGCUCUGGAGCCCUCGUGGCUGCUCGGCCUGAAAGCCCUGCGGCAUCUGGACCUUUCCGACAACCGCCUCCAGAGCCUGCCCCCAGGGCUGUUGGCCAACGUCACCUCCCUGCGCAUCCUUGACCUCAGCAAUAACCGGUUGAAGGCUUUGCCCCCAGACCUUCUGAAAGGCCCCCUGCGGUUGGAAAGGCUGCAUCUGGAAGGCAACCGACUGCAGGUGCUUGGCGAGGGGCUCCUGGCACCCCAGCCAGACCUCCGCUACCUUUUCCUGAAUGACAACAAGCUGGCCACCGUGGCAGCGGGCGCCCUCCAGGGUCUGCGGCAGCUGGACUUCCUGGAUCUGUCCAACAACUUGCUUACCGGCGCGCCUAAGGGGCUCUGGACAUCCCUGGGGCAGCCCACCCGGGACAUGAAGGAUGGCUUUGACGUCUCUGGUAACCCCUGGAUCUGUGAUGGGAACCUGGAAGACCUCUACGGGUGGCUUGUGGCCAAUAAAGACAAGAUGUUCUCUCGGAACGCGACGCGCUGCGCUGGGCCUGAAGCCUGGAAGGGCCGGCUGCUGGUUGCAGCUGAGUCCCACUGAGGCCUGGGGCUGGGCUGGGGAGACAGGCCUGGGAGCACGCUGCUUGCUACUUGGCAAAGAAUUCACCUGCAGCUUUCCAGAGCUGCUGGCUGGACCCGCCUGGCCCGUGCUUCCCCAAACACAUCUUGGGCUCUCUGGCCUCCCGGUACCCUCUCCCAAGAAAGCCUUUCCCUGUUUUCCGGAUCUCUUGGCCUCCAGGCGCCCCCAGCCUGCACGGCCUCCCUCUGGCCCAGCCCUGGCCACACUGGGGUUGUCUCUGUCUGGCUCUGUCUCCCCCACUUUGAGGGGCUCUCCGAACGCAGGGCCUGCGGCUGGGGUGCCUUCUAGCCGGCAUCACUCAGUUUGGGGUCAGAACGGAGGGGUUAAUAAAUAACUGUGGAAAGGGACUGGGCGUGCUGGAAUUCAGUGUUACAAGCAUCUCCCAAGUUGACUUCCUAGGUCUCCAGGAGGAAGGAGAAGGAACGAAGAAAGAGGAGAGACCCAGGGCCUGGGGGCGCAGGACACAAGCUUCUAGAGCUUCUAAAGGGAUUGCAGUUGGGAUAUGAUGGCCUGUGGCUUCCCCCUCUCCCUCCCCCCGUCCAGGACUUAACUCCAAAUAAAACCCUGACCGUU